AUGGCUACAAGGAUCCUAUCUUUGACAUCAAGCUCUUCUGGUUGUGAAAGAAAUUGGAGCAGGUUUGAAGGGGUACACACUAAGAAGAGAAAUAGGCUUACUACAGCCCACCUGAACAAAUUGGUCUAUAUUCAAUUCAACUCUAAGCUAAUUAAUAAGAAAGAAAAGAUCAAGUCUAAGAAGACCAGUGAUGUUCUCUUGUCUAAUGAUACAACUAAAGCUCAAGGUUUUCUGUAUGAGAAUGGAGAUGAUUGUGCAUUAGUUGUCUAUAGAAAUGAGGAAGAUGAGAUGGAAGGUACAGGGAUACCUUGGUCUAUUAUUGGAGAUGCAGUGGGAGCAGAAGAACAAUUUGAACUGCGUAGAAGUGCAAGAGUGAGACAGCUUUAUGAAGGAGAAGAAUUUGACUCUGAAGAAGAGCAGUUUGAUGAAGAUGAGGAUGCUUAUGUGGAAUCCUAUUGA
Miscanthus lutarioriparius is the source of this 459-nucleotide messenger RNA. Lineage: Eukaryota; Viridiplantae; Streptophyta; Magnoliopsida; Poales; Poaceae. The record is from the annotation of a GenBank genome assembly.